AGGUCUACCUAAUUUCCCUGUUUGUCAAGCUUUAACUGAAAUUUUAUCAAGUCGGAUUAAGACUGCUUUAUGACCAGAUUCGGAAAGUGGCAAUACCCCUCUUUAAGAGGAAAUAUCGAACAUUCACAGAGUGAUUUGGAAAAUGUUUGUUUUGUAAACAUAAGUUAAUGACUGGUCGUGUAUAUCUGUUAUACAGAUGACAGUUUGAAGACAUUUGUUGGUCUAUGUACAGAAAAAUCAUCACCGCUAUAUUUUUAUAGCAGAUAUACAGGUAUUUAUAAAAACAAUAUCCAUUAGAGGCGUGUUCUUCUUGUUCCAGGUAAAUGAAAGAAACUGGUCGAUUUUAACUGAAUACAAAUGGUCCGUCAGAGGCGAAAUGCCGUUAUCUUAUCUGGCAGCAGUUAUUGAAAAGUUUCAACCGUGUUCAAACAUGCAAAUUAUCUUUUUCACGUCACAGAGAGUAAACCUAUUGGACAAUCCCGCCUUUUGAUAUAUGGUGCUUCAAUUUCACAAAUACACAGGUGAAAAAAAGUGCAAGUGGCUCAAGACUGAAUCAGAAGAGUGGCAUCUUUAAGACAUGGCGAUGCAGGAUAAUUCCUCUCGGGAACUUUAAGGAAAUUUACUGUGUACAUCGGUCAUAAACAAUGUGGAGUGCUACCAAAGUCCGGGCCCGAAUCACGGAAACUGACCCCGUCUUCAAGGCACGAUACAUCGGCUGUGCCGAGACAUUUACAGCGAGUGGUCAAGGAUGCACCACUGGACCCGUGCAAAAACUUUGGGAUAAUGCUGGGGGAGAAAAAGAGCUGAAAAAGGUGACCAUCGUCAUUAACACGAGUGGCAUAACCAUAAAAGGAUCCGAUAAGAAAAAAGAACAAGGCAAGUUUUAUCCCAUAGAAACUAUUUCGUUUUGCAAUGCUGACUUAGCUAUCAAUGAGAGAAUAUUCUGCUGGAUUUGUAAGGAUUCGGAGUCGCCGUCAUUACAAUGUCACGCUGUUAUUUGUGGAAGCAAAGAGGAGGCAAAAUCCAUGUCUCUCGUAAUGUCUCGGGCCUUCCAAAUAGCUUACAAGGAAUGGAAGACUUCCAAGGUUCGGGAGGAACGCGAAAGCAAAAAACUCCGAACAAAAGAUGAAAUCAAAGGAAAACAGUCAAGUUUCCGGAAGGACACAGCGUCACAAGCGGACUCGGACUCUAUCCAUAGUAGUGAAUCCGGAUCCGAAUCCCAUGCAACAGUUGCACGGAAGCUAUCCAGAAGAGAUUCUGGAUGCCAAACUGAAGUGAAUGAUUUGUCUAAUGGAUUGGAUAGCUCACUUAAGAUUAAAGAUUCUAAUUUGGACACCGUUUCUGAGAGCGGAAGUAAUAUUCCUUCCGUACCGGUUUUUAGUACGGUGUCUGUAGGAACUGAUGUGCAAUCGAUGGAACAAGAAUUUUUGUACUAAAUAUUUGAUAUUAAUGUUUGUUUAAGGUCUAGUCUAACUCUUUGAUAUUUAUAUAUUUAAUGUACUGGACAAAUGUUCAAUCAUACAGCUGAAAAGUUUGUUAUAAAAAGCGGUCGUUGGCAAAGGAUGUGGUUUAGUUCACUUUAAUUUAUGCCCAUGAAUAACAAUGAAAGCAUUUAUGCAUUUUGAAAUGUUCUUUGCAUUAUUUUAUCUCAUUUAAUACACAAAUGGGAUCAUAUUCUUAUAUAUGCAGUUUUCUGCACUAGAGUCAAGUAAAGUAUAACUUCCUGUAACCGUUUGAUGUAUUACAUGCACUUAACUUGAAGCUAUUUAUCACAAAAACAGCGAAUCAGAUUUAUGACAGCGAACCAAAUUUAUAGAUUAUAAUAUAUCAACAAUGGAAACCUCCUUAAAAUAUUUAUGGCUACCUUUUAAGAGCUCAAUAUAUUUAUAAAAUGUUCAAAGAAAAUUUGAAUUAGCAUAAGACCCUCAGGUCAGACAUUCUAUAGAUUUUUUGGUGAUAGGGAAUUACAAACUUUCAGUAAAAGAAAGGGUUAUUUGGCCAUUACAAACUAUUGCCCGUAUAAAAAACUUCAGAUAGACGUAUUUGCACUAUUAUAUUUAAGAAUGGACUUGAUUUUAAAAAUGAAUAA
Molecule: messenger RNA, 2089 nt
Organism: Saccostrea echinata
Lineage: Eukaryota; Metazoa; Mollusca; Bivalvia; Ostreida; Ostreidae
Product: low density lipoprotein receptor adapter protein 1-like
Exons: 1
Coding region: 645-1436 (263 amino acids)
Source: RefSeq, a predicted model, not a curated record